AUGUCGAACUCGGGCUUGGGUCCGCCGGGGACAGGCACCUAUGCCUCCAAUGUGCUCAACGUCGGCGAUGGGACAUGGGACUCGCAGCGCAAUACCUUCCUCUUGCCCAAUCUCAUGGGCAUCAACUUUGAAGCCAUGCAGUAUAACGGGAUGGGAAAUAGGUUCAAGAACUUGCCCGGAUACCAUUCUCUUAUACGUGCUCACGGCGCCCUUGCAGCAAUCACUUUCCUCGGCCUCGUACCCAUAUCCAUCUUGCUCGCUCGCUUCUACUCGAGAAGCCCCUACUGGGCUCUGAGACUACAUAUAUGGAUGCAGAUUCUCACCUUGUUCCUCACCACCGUCGUGUUCACGCUGGGAUGGUUCGCAGUUGGCCCAAAGAGAAGCCUGACCAACCCUCACCAUGGAAUCGGCCUCGCUAUAUACGUCAUGGUCAUUGCGCAGACCUUCUGGGGGUGGUUCAUCCAUGGUCGUCUCAAGGGGAAACAUAGACCGCAUCUUUCUCUGAAGAUAAUGAUCCACCACUGGCUUGGUCGCGCUCUAGCCCUACUCGGUAUUGCUCAGAUCCCACUAGGCUUAACUCUAUAUGGCUCUCCGCUUUCACUGUUUAUCCUCUUCGCAUUGGCUGCUUUCGCUUUGUUCGUCACCUAUUUCAUCCUCACUUACCUGCACGAACGCCGUGUUGGUGCAGGAUACGAUCCCCGAGGCCACUACCACGGCCCAGAGGUCAUUGACGACGAUGACCGCAGUCAUGGAAAUCUUGGCCGUUUGGCGGCUGCGGGUGCUGCGGGUGCUGGACUAGCUAUGCUAGGCAAUCGGAUGCGUGGUCGGGGAAGGAGUCGAAGUCGGAGUAGAAGUAGAAGCAGAAGCAGGAGUCGGAGCAGGAGUCGCAGUCGAUCACCCGACACGGCCCUAACGCCCUACAUUAAUGAAAAGGAGUCCCAUCAUGGAGGCUGGGGGAAGAAGCUGUUGGGCAUAGGUGCUUUGGCAGGCGUGUUUGGCUUGGGGAAGAAAGCCUUUGACAAGCGCCGCGAGGAUGAUUACUCCGAGUCGGGCUACCAUCCCGCACAAACCGUCACCGAUAGCUACGAUGACUCUAUCAGCCGUGUGGAAGAAGGUCGACCACCGCCACCGCCAUCACAUCGUCGCCAUGGCCAAUAUCACGGUGCUCCCAGUGAAGAUCAUACCGCUACCUACACAGACACCGAUUAUUACACACACACCGAGGAUUCCAGGCAUGAUGGUGGUGGUGGGCAUCCCGUACGCAAUGCCCUCCUGGGAGCAGGCGCCUUUGCUGCUGUGAAGAGCUUCUUCGGCCGGAAAUCAAAGGAAGACCGUCGAGUCGAGCAGCUAAGGCAAGAAGACCUUGAACAUGAACGAAUUGCCCGGGCAAACAGCAAACGCAAACACCAGGGAGACAGGCGUCAUGCCAGGCCGCAUUCCCCUUCCAGUGAGCUUGUGGCCUCCGAAGCUGCUGCUGGACCGUCAGGCACCGCUGGACGACCACCUCCGCCGGCUGCCUCCUCGGUAACCGACAGACCAUCCAGCCCCGGACGCGCCCGCCGCAGUCACCACAGAUACCCAUCCACUCUCGGUGUAGGGACCGCCGUAGCAGGUGCUGCUGAAACUGCCGGAUCAGGCCACAGGCGACGAAGCGGAAACCGGGAAGACGCAUACGACUCUCCCCAAGUUGCCAUAACAGUCAAGCCCGAAGGACGCCAUGUAACAUUACGGCAGCUUACAAAGGAAGAAAAGCGAGCAGAGCGUGAAGCUCGUCGUCGUGAACACCGGCGUCAGGGCCGAGAGGGCUCGUUCUCAGAAGACGACCACUGGCGCCGUGUCGAAGAACGUGAACGCCAGCAGGCGCAGGAAGAGCUACACGCGCCAUCUCAGUCUCAUGCACCCUCGCAUUCACCAGCACCAGCGCCAUCUCACUCACACGUACCUUCCCACUCCCAGGCACCAGCUCACUCUCAAGCACCGGGAUCCCAACUUAACCCUCCACUCUCCCCAAUGCCCCAAGGCUCGACUCUGCAUCCCCCAGGAUCCAUAGCCGCUCCAUCAUCGAUUCCCGUUCCUCCACCCCCAUUGCCCAUAAGCCAUGCCGGCCUCCACUCCCCAGGUACAGUCAGCACCGAGCUAAGUGGUAGCUACGCCAGUAGAAGCGGUCGACGCCGUGCAGAACGACGCAUUGCCAGAUCUCAACGCCAACACAGCGUUGACUGGACAUAA
Messenger RNA from Nannizzia gypsea CBS 118893, 2229 nucleotides. RefSeq lists its product as hypothetical. Lineage: Eukaryota; Fungi; Ascomycota; Eurotiomycetes; Onygenales; Arthrodermataceae. Gene Ontology annotation, molecular function: transmembrane monodehydroascorbate reductase activity. The record is from RefSeq and is a predicted model, not a curated record. Bases 1 to 2229 code for a protein of 742 amino acids. The transcript is spliced from 3 exons.